Molecule: messenger RNA, 837 nt
Organism: Phoenix dactylifera (date palm)
Lineage: Eukaryota; Viridiplantae; Streptophyta; Magnoliopsida; Arecales; Arecaceae
Source: RefSeq, a predicted model, not a curated record
AAUUUUGAAUUACUUAAUUCAUCUGUAUUUCAUUGCAAACUUCCAGCAUGCCAUUGCUGCAUCUUUGCAUAAUAAACGCUCCCUGUUACUUGUUGAUUUAGUAACAAGAGAUACGUGUAACCAAAAUCAAGGGCGUUUAUAUCAAAAUAUUUCAUGUGUGAUGGAAACUAGAAUCCAAAGAUCAUACUCGCGCAUUCCAAAAAUAACGUAAAACAUUCAUGUGUUAUGGAUCUAUAAUAUAAACAAUUGAAACCGGGAAUCCUAUCAAUACUAUAGAAUAUAAUAUAUAAAAGUUUUGAAUGCGUCUAAAAAGCUCUGUGUGUUGGAAAGUGAUGCGGUGCGCAGCAGCUGGCGAGUUGGAGCAGGCCAAAACGCUGCCUGUCACCCGCCACCGGAGACGUCGCCGGUUUGGUCUCUUCGUCUGGCUUUCGUCACUCUCCUUGCCUUCUUCCUCUAAAUGCGACGAUGCUUCUCAUCCGGUCUCUUCCGUUCUCGCGCCGCCGCCCUCCGGCGGCGUAUACCUCCUCUUCCUUUUCCACCACCUCCGCCGCCGCCGUGGCGGCGGAGCGAAUGAUCCGGGAAGGGCCGAGGAACGAUUGGACCGGAGAGGAGAUCAAAUCCAUCUACGACUCUCCCCUCCUCGAUCUCCUCUUCCUCCGCGCUCAAGUCCAUAGGCAUGUUCACAAGUUCAGGGAGUGUACGCAGUGUUCUCUUGUUUCCAUAAAGACUGGUGGGUGUGGUGAAGAUUGUACGUGUCCACAAUCCUUGAGGUGUGACACUGGAUUGAAAGCUCAAAAGCUGAUGAACAAGGAUGCUGUCCUGCAGGCAGCAAAGAAG